Messenger RNA from Dermacentor andersoni, 1272 nucleotides. RefSeq lists its product as uncharacterized. The record is from RefSeq and is a predicted model, not a curated record. NCBI's taxonomy places the organism in Eukaryota, Metazoa, Arthropoda, Arachnida, Ixodida, Ixodidae.
AAGGACCAGCCCGCCUUUACGCUCCAACGGUACAUGCUUCCGAUGUUCUACGCUCGCCGACAAAAGAAUCUGCAGCUGGUUGCUUCCUUGACGGUUACUGCAAAUAUAUUUGGAACAAAGUCGGAAGACGACGAACAGAAAACUGGCGUGACCGGACGGAAGGCCGGGCGGCCCCGUCGGACAUUGUCCCGCACUGACCCAGUGGCCGUAGCCCACAAUGGCGGGCGGCCGGGCCGUGACGCCUAUAUGUCCCCGGCGGUGGCCCCGGCGCAGUUGCUCCGAGAUGCCGGGCUGCGCGAGCUGUCGGUGGCCAGCGAUCGGCGAUGGAAGGCUGCUGCUGCUGCUGCUCCUUGUGGUCCCUUGCCCGCCCACCGUGGGACAGCCUCGCUUAUCCGGCCUGGAGCGGCGGGUGCUGCUCCGGCGGGGCGGCAACCUGACGGGCCUGCUGGCGCUGCUGGCGCCGCUGGCCGCGCUGCCGCUGAUCGCCGGCACGGCGCUGCCGCUCAGCAUGGCGCCGCUGCUGGCGCCCGCCGUGGGCACGGUGCUGGGACGCCGGCGCAGGAGGGACCUGCUCGCCGCGUUCGUCGGAAACAACGAGGAGCAGACGCAGCAGCAGGACGAGGUGCUCGCGGGCUACCUGCAGUGCAGCGGCAUGCUGGCCGCCGACAACCACUGCCUCGAGCGGCUAGCGUGCCAGUUCUCGGCCGAUGCGCUGCGCGGACCACUGCACAAGGACGUUGCCUCGCUGGUCAUCUACACCCUCCUCAGGAACCGAUUCAUCCCGGAGCGCUUCAAGCAGCGGCUGCGCUUGGCGGCCCGCCAGGCGCGCCCUUCGUCUUCGCCCGCGCACUGCCUGCGGCGCUUCCCCUGCGCCCAGCAGCGCCGCCCAGCGCCGCUGCCGUCGUCAUGAGCCGGUCGUGUCGGCACAUUGUGGAAUACAUAUUCGGCGCCCUCUUGUGUGCGAUUCUGACGGGCCAGCGGAGACGCCAGCGGGGACGGCCGCACGAAAGGAAGAGAUCGGUGGAUAUUGAGCGGAGUAGAAUUGGUGUAUGUGCUCGGAGAAGAGUUGCGCGUCGGUCCGCCAUCUUGCCCGCCGACGCAUCCAUGUUAAGCAGGAAAGCCCCUCCUGCUGAAUGCAGGAAACGGCGCGGCUCAGCAGCCAAGUGUGCUUGCUCGUUCGUUCCGCGUCAUUGGCAGCUGGAAUUGACUUUCACAUCAAAGGAAAACUCGAAGAAAUAACGAAGUUAGAUAAAAUUGAUUCUAUAAAUUGUU